CUCGUGUCUUUGGUUUUCAGGUUGUUGAAAAGGAUGGAUCUUAGUGGUUCUAGAGAUGUAAUCAGUAGUUUACCGGAUGACAUUAGUUCCCAUAUCUUGUCCUUCCUCCCCACUAAAGAAGCUGCUUCCACUUCGGUUCUUUCGAAAAAAUGGCGGUAUCUCUUUGCUUUUGUCCCUAAUCUUGAUUUGGAUGACUCUGUUUAUCUGAAUCCUGAGAAUGAGACGGAAAUUUCUACAAGUUUUAUGGAUUUUGUGGAUAGAGUGUUGGCUUUGCAAGGUAAUUCUCCUCUACACAAGUUCUCUCUAAAGAUUGGAGAUGGCAUUGAUCCAGUCCGUAUCAUUCCUUGGAUAAAUAAUGUGUUGGAACGGGGUGUAUCCGAUCUUGAUCUACACCUGAAUUUGGAAUCAGAAUUUCUGCUUCCUUCACAAGUCUACUUGUGCAAGACACUGGUUUGGCUGAAGCUAAGGUUUGGGCUAUAUCCCACGAUUGAUGUUGAAGAUGUUCAUCUCCCAAAGCUUAAGACGCUUUAUAUUGAGGCAACCCAUUUUGAAGAGCAUGGUGUUGGGCUUACCAAGCUUCUUUCUGGUUGUCCCAUGCUUGAGGAUUUAGUUCUUGAUGAUAUAUCUUGGUUCAUUUGGGAUUUUGCCUCGGUGUCUGUCCCAACUCUCAAGAGGCUAAGGUUUAGCUGGCAAGAGCGAGAUGAGUUUCCAAAGAGUGUGUUGUUAGAUACUCCGAAUCUUGUAUACUUGAAGUUUACUGAUACUGUUGCAGGCAAGUAUCCGAAAGUGAAUUUGGAUUCCCUUGUUGAAGCUCAUAUCGAUCUUCGCUUGUUGAAGCCUCUAUUGAUAAAUUACCAUCAAGGUUAUGGGGAAAAUGAUAUGGUUGGCAAUGCUACAGAUUUUAUAAUGCGUAUAUGCAAUGUGAAGACUCUUUAUCUAUCUGCCAACACUCUUCAGGUACUUACUUACAGUUGUGAUGCUAUACCAAUAUUCAACAACCUGACUCAUUUAACCAUCGAGAGUAAUCCGAGAGUAGGAUGGCAGUCAGUACCGGGCUUGCUCAAGAAUUCUCCAAAUCUUGAAACUCUUAUCUUCCAAGUAAUAAAGAUACUGAAAUUUGGUGAAAACAGUGAUGACAUGGAGAAGCAGAGAGAGCAGAUCAAGUAUUUCUUGGAGACAAUGCCGAAUCUUGAGAAGAUGAUUUUGUACUACAAUACACCAAGUGUUGAAGAUGUAACUGAAGUUUCAAGCCGACUUCAGAGGCUAGUUUCUAAAGUAGCUUCAUCGACAUGUAUUGUCCAACUAAUCUCUGAUAACCUCAGCUUGUCAUCUACUGUAUCGACAAAUGGGCUCCUCUGUUUCUAAAGGGUACCUCUCCGGUUUGAAGAUUAUCCUCCUUUACUCAGAGAUGGAUUGACAAAGCUUUGGGGGAGUAAGUACCCUAGCUUGUUAUAGUCGCUAAAAUGAUUUUCUCUUGUUUCUGCGUAGUUCUGCUCAAAAGAUAUGUUAUUUAGGCUAUCCUUUUUGGCUCACAAUGUUAAACUUCAUUUGUUGUUUGUUUUAGUUUGUCUGUUGUGUAAACUGAUUUAGUAAAGAAUUAAAAGAGAG
Arabidopsis thaliana (thale cress) is the source of this 1608-nucleotide messenger RNA. Its product is annotated as F-box/RNI-like superfamily protein. The record is from RefSeq and is marked reviewed. NCBI's taxonomy places the organism in Eukaryota, Viridiplantae, Streptophyta, Magnoliopsida, Brassicales, Brassicaceae. The coding region runs from base 34 to 1365 and encodes 443 amino acids. The transcript has 3 exons.